AUGGAGGAGGAGGAGCCGGGGGAGGAGGCCACCACCACAACGCCCCCGCCUCCACCUCCGGGAGGAGGGGGGACCGCGGGAAACGAUGACCCCCUGGCACCUCCCCCCAACUCUCUGGGUGUGGUUGCUGGUUGGGGAAUCUCCAACCCCAAUGCCUCUGCUUCUUCCUCCCCCUCAUCCACUCUGACCGUUGACCCUGUGUUGGACACAGACCUCGAGAUGACCUCUGACCUCCUGCAGUAUGUGAAGCUGCCUGUGGUCUCCCAGGCCGAGUGUGAGGCGAGCUACGCCUCGCGCUCCGUCAGCUACAACAUCACUGACAACAUGUUCUGUGCCGGCUUCUUCGAGGGGGGGCGGGACACCUGCCUAGGGGACAGCGGGGGUGCAUUUGUAAUGGAGGACGAGGUCAGCCGGAGGUGGGCGGUGUUUGGGUUGGUGUCCUGGGGUGGACCAGAGGAGUGCGGGAGUCUGAGAGUGUAUGGAGUCUAUACCCGAGUGGCCAAAUACGUGGAGUGGAUACAGAGCCACCUUCACGCUGCCCCCUGGUGGUGAUGCUGGGUUUUUUAACACUUUGUUUUUAUUGGUAGUUUUGUAUAUUUUUUACAAAACAUUCAGACAUUAACAAGUACAGAGCACUAGGCUUGCAAAGAUGCAUUAAAAAAAAAGGUAUCCAUUUAUGGUACAAUCAAAUCAAACAGGUGAAUUACAGCGAUGAUACUUUUGGUACCAGAAUUUAUAAUAUUUUUCCAUUCAAGUAAAGGUCCCAUUUUUUCCAUUACUUCUCAAAUUUAUCAGCAGCAAGUCUUAAUGAAAAAGUCUCUCCAUUGUGUAAAUUUCCUUGGUAAUGCCUAUCCAGUCCAAAAAUGACGGUGGAGCCACGUUUAGCCAUUUGCGAGUUAUGGCUUUCUUUGCACCAGCCAGUAGUUUUAAUAAAAGGUAUUUGUCCGAUUUCCUCAGUCCUUGGUAUGAGGGGAAACAUCAGCGAAAGGCCUGCUCAAAAUGACACCCUUGAGCGACAGUUGGAAAACAUCGCGGAACGGAUCACUGCAGUUGUGAGGUCUCAGAAUCAAAAGACUGACAACACCAUGGAACAGAAGUUUGAUACCAUCAUGGGGAGGCUCGCGGCUCUCCAACGGGAGAUCAAGGGACCAGUG
This is a messenger RNA of Pundamilia nyererei, 1154 nucleotides long. RefSeq names its product coagulation factor IX-like. Lineage: Eukaryota; Metazoa; Chordata; Actinopteri; Cichliformes; Cichlidae. Gene Ontology annotation, biological process: proteolysis. Gene Ontology annotation, molecular function: serine-type endopeptidase activity. The coding region runs from base 1 to 552 and encodes 183 amino acids. The record is from RefSeq and is a predicted model, not a curated record. The transcript is spliced from 2 exons.